AUGAACAAUCAAGAAAGUAUUGCUGAAGGCGAGCGUCUCAUUAUUCCUACAAGAGUAGAAGUAGCCCCAAGAAAUCCUUUAAUCGAGACACUCUUCAUAAAAUUGAACCAGUCCAAGAAUGAAGUAUCACUUAAGGAAGUUGAUGUCGAAGAUGUUGAUGACACAUUGAUUAAGGACAAGUUGACAUGUGGUAAAUGCCAUAAGACGUUCAACUCGAGAUCAUCCCUGAUCAAGCACUUGAAGGUCAAACACCAUAUUGUAAUCGUUGGUGUCAAGCAUGGGCGUCCUGACCAAGGUGGAAGGCUUGCAUACUAUAUCCGCCAGCAGCAAAAGAAGGCCGAUGGAAAUUCUGUUUUGAGAGUCGAUGAAAAAAAAACUUAA
Molecule: messenger RNA, 381 nt
Organism: Mucor mucedo
Lineage: Eukaryota; Fungi; Mucoromycota; Mucoromycetes; Mucorales; Mucoraceae
Exons: 1
Coding region: 1-381 (126 amino acids)
Source: RefSeq, a predicted model, not a curated record